AUGACUGAACCAUCUCAACCACAUCGUCGCAGAGGUCCAAAGUCCCUUCCAAAGCUACCCCUCUCUGCGUUCAGCCCACCCAACUCGGGAACGGCAGAGACGUUCCUACCUCCUCCUGGGAGCGACGUUCAGCCUGAGGCUGUUAUCGAUGCCAAUGUUGUCUCCAAGGGUGAUCUUCAACUUACUCUAGCCCAGUGGAGGAAAGAAGCUGGCCAGCCACUGAUUGCGCGCACUCGUGGUAUCGUCUUGUCGCUCACUGCAGCGGAAUUAGAGAAAGUCUCAAAGGAAUUAGAUGGCGAUCGGAUUACGUCUGUCAUCGUUCCCUUUGAUCUGGAAAACCCUGAGCCCAACCUCGCGACGGUGUUGACCUUAACAUCCCUCCCAACCUCUUUAUCGACUGCUUAUAAAGGAGCCUCUGACGCAGCCGUCGAAGGCUUGCGAUGGGCGCUCAAGCGCGAUCGACCCGUCGAUAUCGACAUUCAAGCUAUCCUUUCCGAUGCUGUUCUUGAAGGCUUUGAAGAUACCCUGACCAAGAGUCUUGCCGAGUUGCCAAAGAUACCCCCGAUUGUCCUUUCUAAUAUUCUUCCACCCCCGCAUGAUCUUGACUUGCCAAUUGUCAAACUCAUGAACCACCCUGAGUACCUUGCAUUCCAGUCGCAAAUUGCUGCGCUCUCUCUCUUCCCAAACGUUUAUAUCAAAUUUCUUCCGCCAUCUUGGGAUGCCCCAACCCCGCAAACGCCUUACCCAGGCAGUCCGGUCGAAGAGGCCGAGGUCAGGAUCUUGAAAGAAUGGAAACGCAGGAUCAAGAUGUACCUAUCCCCUGUAAUGGAGGCGUUCGGAUACCAGCGUAUCAUUUUUGGAUCUUCUCCUUCGUCAUCUUCGAGGGGUCCUUCUAAUGCAGGGGAUUGGUACGAGAUCGCAAGGGAAUCUCUGACAGAACUUGUUGUGGAAAAAGAGUUCAUUGAUGCUGUAUUUUGCGACAACGCACAAAGGGUCUACGGAGCCAGCGUCUAG
Molecule: messenger RNA, 1014 nt
Organism: Laccaria bicolor S238N-H82
Lineage: Eukaryota; Fungi; Basidiomycota; Agaricomycetes; Agaricales; Hydnangiaceae
Exons: 4
Coding region: 1-1014 (337 amino acids)
Source: RefSeq, a predicted model, not a curated record